ACUGGCAUAAUACACGGGGACAUCAAGGCGGAUAAUUGCCUCUUAAGAUUAGAACCGACGUUUGAGUGGGACUCCAGGUACGAUCCGUCAGGUGCGCAUGGAUGGUCUAAAAAGGGAAUCAAAUUGAUCGAUUUUGGGUGCGCCGUAGAUGUAACGAAGUUCUCACCGGACAUGAGAUUUAUAGCCGAUUGGAAGACGGACGAUCAAGAUUGCGUAGAAAUGCGUGAGGGCAGGCCAUGGAAGUGGCAGGCAGAUUAUUAUGGUCUGGCAGGUGUUAUUCAUUGUAUGCUACAUAAUGAAUAUAUGCAAAUAACUCCUGUACGAGUUGACGACGAUUCAUUUUCGUCUGGAGUUUCGUCAAUAUCUACAAAAAAAUACAGGCCAAUACAAUCAUUCAAACGAUACUGGCAGAGCGACCUCUGGCGGAAGCUAUUUGAUAUGUUAUUAAAUCCCACGAUGGUUCGAUCCGACAGCCGACUACCAAUUACGCAAGAAUUAAAUGAUAUAAGGCGAGAAUUUGAGGAAUACCUGGUUUCGAAUAGUAACAGAGCGGGAAAGAAUUUAAAGGAACUACUGUACAAAUUAGAAAUCUCCGGUGAACAUGUAACUGGUUAUCGUUAUGUGGAAAUUCAGUCAUUGUGCCCACAAAUGGAAACAGUUGGCGAAGCAUUAGUAGUUGUUAUACAAAAUUUUAUUGGUGAAUCUGAUGUUGCACAGAAUCUUACUGGCAAACGCGUCUUUUGGUUGAGUCAUUCGAAAAACAGAAAGAUCCUAGCGAAGGGAAAAUACUUUGACCGAAGAUAA
This is a messenger RNA of Acaulospora colombiana, 804 nucleotides long. The record is from the annotation of a GenBank genome assembly. NCBI's taxonomy places the organism in Eukaryota, Fungi, Glomeromycota, Glomeromycetes, Diversisporales, Acaulosporaceae.